ACAACUACCGUACACUCCUAGCGAAUUUUGCUCAUAAUGGCCGAGGAAGCGGCUGAGGAAAUUAUUGCCCUAGAGGUACGAGAUGAUUGGGAGGCAACAACUCCGCAGACCGACCAAAAUGGCACAACUGGCAACAGUUUGUCUGCAGAGACCAAAGAGCAACCGUAUGUGCACAUCAUCCCUGAUGGAGGAUGGCGUGCAUGGGCAACAGUGGCUGGAAGCUUUCUGAUGAGCAUGUGUACUUUCGGCUAUAUCAAUGCGUACGGAGUAUAUCAAGCGUACUAUGUCCAAACGUUGCUUCCAUCCUACUCUCCGAGCGCAAUCUCUUGGAUCGGAUCACUACAAACCUGUCUUCUGUUCCUUUGUGGACUCGUUACCGGGCGUCUGUUUGACGCAGGCAAUUUCAGGCCAAUGAUGAUAGGCGGAGGCGUCCUCGUUGUUGGUUGCAUCUUUGCACUAAGUGCUGUGCAAGUGGAUGGAUAUUACCAGGUCUUCCUCUCGCAAGCUGUUGGUCAAGGCCUGGGACUGGGGAUCGUAUACCUGCCGUCUUUGGCUGUCCUCGGCCAACAUUUCCAGAAGCGCAGAAGCACGGCGAUGGGUAUCUCGGUCGCCGGCUCUUCUCUUGGAGGUAUAGUCUUCCCCAUUCUCCUGAAUAACGUCUUCCAAUCGCGCGGUUUCCAAUGGGGCGUGCGAGCCAUGGGAUUCUUCCAACUCGGAACGAUGAUCAUUGCCAACCUGUUGAUGUCAACGCAUUAUCACCCGCACCAAAAGGCGAUGAAACCGCCUAGCCCGUUGAAGCUGCUUCGAGAUGUGCCAUAUCUCGUUGCCAUGGUCGCGGCAUGGACUAUUGGCCUAGGGCUUUACUUCGUUUUCUUCUAUAUCCAGCUCUAUGCUGAAACCGUGGGCAUCUCAAGCACUGUCGCGUUCUACACCCUCGCGAUGAUCAAUGCUGCUUCCAUUUUUGGAAGGACGCUCCCCAACUUACUUGCUGACAAGUUCGGUCCCAUCACAGUCCUUAUCCCAUGCUCGGUGGUCACCGGAGCCAUCGUCUUCGCGGUACUGGGAAUCAAGAAUGUUGGCGGUUUAGUCAUCGUCUGUAUCCUAUAUGGCUUCUGGUCCGGUGCCUAUGUCUCUCUUGUUGGGCCAAUGUAUGCCUCCAUGGCGGACAGCCUCUCCGAGAUCGGUCUGCGCAUGGGCCUGGCGUUUGCGUUCCUUGGGUUUUCGGCGCUCAUCGGAACACCAAUCGACGGUGCCCUGCUAGGCGAUGGACCCGACUACACCUGGUGGAAAGCGAUCCUCUUCAGCGGAGUGACGAUGCUGUCUGGGUGCGCACUGCUUGUAGUGGCUUGGGUGUUAUUCAGGAAGAAGGUGAACAAGCAGUGGGUAUAAUGAGCGAUCGUUCCAGUGUGUCGACGGAACCACUGCCUGUGGUUCAUCAGCACAACACGCCACCCAGAUAUCAGAGAUAUACAGCGGUUUCUCGCGGGCCUACAUCAACUGUACUAAUCCCGACAAUCAUCCACUCAUAUUUUUUGCUAUUCGUUACAUUAA
Molecule: messenger RNA, 1551 nt
Organism: Dacryopinax primogenitus
Lineage: Eukaryota; Fungi; Basidiomycota; Dacrymycetes; Dacrymycetales; Dacrymycetaceae
Product: MFS general substrate transporter
Exons: 13
Coding region: 37-1389 (450 amino acids)
Biological process (GO): transmembrane transport
Cellular component (GO): fungal-type vacuole membrane
Molecular function (GO): transmembrane transporter activity
Source: RefSeq, a predicted model, not a curated record